AUGUUAUUCUCCAUAUUCGCUCUCACCCCGCUUCUAUUGCAAGUCGUCUCGGGUCUACGAGUCACCCCGCGGUCGCCCUGUUCCAGUGUCUGCGGCGCAAAUCUGACGGAAACUACGGGAGAUGACAUUGUAUGCCACGAUCCCGAAUUCAACACAACUGCUGUCGGCCGUCGCUUCCGAGACUGCGUAUCAUGUGAAUUGCAGAGUACAUUUUACGAUACCGCUCUUGACGAGACUGACGUUAAAUGGGGUUUAUAUAACCUGCGCUUUGCCUUCUCUACUUGCAUCUACGGUUUCCCUGUCGUAAAGCAGUCGCUGUCUACUCCAUGCCAGGUCACAUGCCAAGGUCUAUCGGAAUCAAUUCAAUUCAAACAGUUGCGGCCACAGGGGAAGAACCUGUAUGACUUCUGUGGGAUUUCGACAUUUUCCGAUAAGGAUAUUACCGACUGCACCAUCUGCUAUUCUCUAACUGAAAAUGAGAAGUUCCUUGCAAACUUCCUUGAAUCCUUCCGUGAAGGAUGCCGUGGCAAAGUUCCUAAAGGGGACAAGUUCUAUAUUGAGCCCAAUAGAAUCUUCAAUCCGCUACAGCUGCCCUCCAACGAGAACCCGGUAGUCCCAGGCCUGGCAAAGGGCCAUCCAAGAAAGAACCUGGUCCUCAUAAUCGUCCUCCCUAUCGUUGGAUUCUUAUUACUAUCUGCAGUUACGUGUGUGGGCUGCUUCUUCUAUAUCCGCAACCGUCGCCGAAGAGCCAAGCGACAAAGCCAAUCGAGCAGUCUGCACGAGAGAUGGAAUGAUACCACUAUCAUGACCCCAUCGCAUAAUGGUUUGCAUAGGUACUGGGGCGGCGAACCAACCCCUCAAGCGCAACAGUUUUAUGACCCCAGCAUGACACACGACCAGUAUGGCUCAUACUAUUCCCCUGAUCAACAAGACGUCAAGUAUCCCUCUGAAGCACACAUGAUGACGACGUUUACUCCGCAGACGGCGCAACAUGCCAGUGAGGGUGACCGAAAGGUUCCAAUCCUCUCUGCGGCACCACCUCCACGAAAGUCUCUAUCAAACAAUAGAUAA
Arthroderma uncinatum is the source of this 1071-nucleotide messenger RNA. RefSeq lists its product as uncharacterized. The record is from RefSeq and is a predicted model, not a curated record. Lineage: Eukaryota; Fungi; Ascomycota; Eurotiomycetes; Onygenales; Arthrodermataceae. The transcript has 3 exons. Bases 1 to 1071 code for a protein of 356 amino acids.